GGAUACGAGAAGCUGGACCUGUCUGCAGACACCACUCCCAUACUCCAGAUUCGGAGGCUCAUUUAUGACAGAAGCCUGUUUCCCCAGCUGACAGCUCGGAGCUGACACUGCAGGACCCAGGGAGCCCUGCCAACUUCUCUGACCGACGUCUGCCAGUUCAACAGCGACUGACCCACUCGGGUUCAGGGAUUUACACAGACUUGUGACUCUGCAGCUCCUGAAAGGCCCCUAGACCCUGUCUCUUGGUGCAGUCCAAGACCUCCAUUCUCAUGGAGCCCUCGAUCCCACAGAAUAUUGUCCCUUUGGCUCCCAGCUCAGUCAUGGUGCGACCUCAACUUGAUAGCCAGGUGCCCCACAGCCAGCUCCAACACCCAGGCACCAUCUUACCCAUUGACCAGAUGAAGCCCAGCCAUGCGAAGAAUGACUACAUAGACAACCCUAACCUGGCCCCUGCCGUGGGUCCCAAGCAGACCCGGGGUAGGGCCCCAGAGCUGCGUCCUACACCUGCCUGCUGUGACGAGGAUGUUACUCACCACUGGGUCUCCUUCAGCAGCGGCAACACUUCCUUAGACCAGAGGCUCCUAGACCAUGUGGCUUCACCAACUGUAGCUGAGCAGGCUUCACCCAGGGUUGUGCGCCUCCAGCCCAAGGUGGUCCACCGUAAUCCACCUGACCUCAAGGGCCCAGCAACUCCACCAGAGCUAGACAAGCACGUCUUGCUGUGUGAGGCCUGUGGGAAGUGUAAGUGCAAGGAAUGUACGUCCCCUCAGACGUUGCCCUCCUGCUGGGUCUGCAACCAGGAAUGCCAGUGCUCUGCCAAAACCCUGGUCAACUACGGCACGUGCAUGUGCGUGGUGAAGGGCGUCUUCUACCACUGCACUAAUGAUGAUGAUGAGGGCUCCAGCGCUGACCAUCCCUGCUCCUGCUCCCACUCCAACUGCGGUGCCCGCUGGUCCUUCAUGGGUGCCCUCUCUUUGGUGCUGCCCUGUCUGCUGUGUUACCUGCCAGCCACAGGCUGUGUCAAGCUGGCCCAGCGUGGCUAUGACCGCCUGAGACGUCCUGGUUGCCGUUGCAAGCAUACGAACAGCGACAUCCGCGAGGAGGCCAGUGGGGACACCAAGGCCAGCAGGUCCGACAAGCCUUUCUGACACUUUGAAUGAAAACUCAGCACCGCCUUUGGAAACGUGGUCCCUCCUGCCCAUCUCCUGAGGCUGACCUUGCUCACCUGCCCUCUCCUGUCCUAAACCCUAGACUGGGAAGAAGCAGUCAGAGAAUGCCACCACCCAAUCUUGAGUCCCCCAAAAGAUGAAGAUGUACU
Acomys russatus (golden spiny mouse) is the source of this 1318-nucleotide messenger RNA. Its product is annotated as protein sprouty homolog 4-like. The record is from RefSeq and is a predicted model, not a curated record. Lineage: Eukaryota; Metazoa; Chordata; Mammalia; Rodentia; Muridae. Gene Ontology annotation, cellular component: membrane; cytosol. Gene Ontology annotation, biological process: negative regulation of MAP kinase activity; animal organ development; negative regulation of fibroblast growth factor receptor signaling pathway. Bases 270 to 1148 code for a protein of 292 amino acids. The transcript has 2 exons.